Molecule: messenger RNA, 1623 nt
Organism: Melopsittacus undulatus (budgerigar)
Lineage: Eukaryota; Metazoa; Chordata; Aves; Psittaciformes; Psittaculidae
Gene: CTCFL
Product: CCCTC-binding factor like
Exons: 10
Biological process (GO): regulation of transcription by RNA polymerase II
Molecular function (GO): DNA-binding transcription factor activity; RNA polymerase II cis-regulatory region sequence-specific DNA binding
Source: RefSeq, a predicted model, not a curated record
AUGCAGGCAGGGGCAAGUGCAUCCCCAGAGUGGUCCCUGUUUCCUGAAGAGGGUGAAAAGCACUUGCUGACACUGCAGACAGUGUGUCCAAGCACAGAGGAGGAGGACUUGGAGGGCAUCUGCCCGAUAAGUGCCCACCAACAGAAUGGCAUGGCCGUGGCAAUGCUGGCUGGGGCGGUUGUGCUGCAGCCAGUGCUGUACAAUGUGCCGGCAGGCAUGGCUGUGAGCAUGUGGGAAGGGGUCUGUGUGUUUUAUGACUUUGGGCUGAUGCAGAGCAAUGUUUUACAAGAAGAGGGGCAAGCAAUUAGUUCAGAAAGCAAGCCAACAGAGAAACCACCAGUCAUGCUGCUGACUGAGGUCCAGCAGCUGACACCAUCUGAAGUGGGGGGAGUAGAGGAACUUCUUUUCACUCUUGGGGAAACAAAGAGCUGGAGCUACAAAGCCAGUGAUGAUUUGUCAGACCCAAGUGAUGAAGGUAAAGAGCAGAAACAUGCAACUCCAUCAGAACAAGCAGCUGUGAGAAAUCCUGAGAAUCCAGAAUUUCAGAUUUGUGCUCCACAUCAGAAAAAGGGUAAAAAAGUUAAAAAAGUUUUCCGCUGUGAUUUGUGCACAUUCACCUCACUCAGAAAAUCAAGUCUUAAUCGUCAUAUGAAAACCCAUUCUGAUGAGAAAUCUCAUGUAUGUCAUCUCUGCCUUAAGGCUUUUCGUACAGCUUCUCUCCUGCAUAACCAUCUGAAUGUGCAUAAAGGGACCAGGCCCUAUAAAUGCAGUGACUGUAAUAUGGCAUUUGUGAGCAGGGGAGAGCUUUCACGACACAGGCGUUACAAACAUACCUUAGAAAAACCUUUCAAGUGUUCAUUGUGUAAAUAUUCUAGUGUAGAAGCAAGCAAAAUGAAACGACAUGUUCGCUCACAUACAGGAGAACGUCCUUAUGCCUGUGAACUUUGCAGUUAUGCUAGCAAAGAUGCAUAUAAACUGAAAAGGCACAUGAGAACUCUUUCAGGUGAAAAACCCUAUGAAUGUUAUGUUUGCCAGUCCAGAUUCACUCAAAGUGGUACCAUGAAAAUCCAUAUGUUAUGGAAGCAUGGAGAAAAUGUGCCAAAAUACAAGUGUCCACAUUGUAGUGCCUUUAUAGCACGAAAAAGUUAUCUAGGUGUCCACUUACGAAAUCUGCAUUCCUACAUGGCAGUUGCAAUUAAAUGCAGUGACUGUGAAGCUGUAUUUCAUGAGCGCUAUGCGCUUGUUCAGCACAAGAAGACUCAUAGAAAUGAAAGAAGAUUCAAAUGUGAUCAGUGCAGCUACACGUGUAAACAGGAACAACACUUAAUUGUACAUAAAUGAACCCAUACUAGGAAGAAGCACUUUGCUUGCUUGUGCUGCAGCAAAACCUUUCAGCAAAAGGAGCUUCUAACUCUUCACUUUAGGAAGCACCAUGAUUCUAAUAUUAAGCCUAUAGUUUAUGAAUGCCCUAAAUGUGGUAAGGGCUAUUCACUCUGGGAUAACAUGCAUAAGCAUGCUGAAACUUGUGGCUCAGUGAGGGCAAAAACUGCUACACCCAGAAAAAGAAGCAAGGACAAAAAUAAACCCCAUGAGAACCAAAAGCAUGUUAAACAACAAGGGUGA